AAAAUAGGAUCCCCAAACCUAAAAUUAAGAAAGUUGAUGGGGACUAUAAAUAACUCAUAAUCAGUUGUCUGAGCCUCGCACACAACGCAACACAAAGUGUUAACAACUUCUUCUUCUUCUCCUUCAGAUCUCAAUCUCUUAUUUUCUCUCAAUUCACAUCCAUGGCUUCUAUUACAUCCAUCAAGGCCCGUCAGAUCUUCGACAGCCGUGGUAAUCCAACCGUCGAGGUUGAUAUUACUGUCUCCGAUGGUACUUUUGCUAGAGCUGCUGUUCCUAGCGGUGCAUCCACUGGGAUUUACGAGGCCCUUGAGUUAAGAGAUGGAGGAUCUGACUAUCUUGGCAAAGGUGUAUCAAAGGCUGUUGACAAUGUGAACAGCAUCAUCGCCCCGGCAUUGAUUGGAAAGGAUCCAACUCAGCAGACAGAAAUUGACAACCUUAUGGUUNAGCAGCUUGAUGGAACUGUUAACGAGUGGGGUUGGUGCAAACAAAAGCUUGGGGCAAAUGCCAUAUUGGCAGUGUCGCUUGCAGUGUGCAAAGCCGGUGCUAGUGUCCUAAAAAUUCCACUUUACAAGCAUAUUGCAAACAUCGCUGGCAACAAAAACUUGGUUUUGCCUGUUCCCGCAUUCAAUGUCAUUAACGGUGGAUCACAUGCAGGAAACAAACUUGCCAUGCAGGAGUUUAUGGUUCUUCCCGUGGGAGCCACCUCUUUCAAGGAAGCCAUGAAGAUGGGUGUGGAAGUCUAUCACCAUCUGAAGUCUGUGAUUAAGAAGAAAUAUGGUCAAGAUGCAGUAAAUGUUGGUGAUGAAGGUGGCUUUGCUCCCAACAUUCAGGAAAACAAGGAAGGUUUGGAAUUGCUAAACACUGCCAUUGCCAAAGCUGGUUACACAGGCAAAGUUGUUAUUGGAAUGGAUGUUGCAGCUUCCGAGUUCUACAAAGAAGACAAAUCAUAUGAUUUGAACUUCAAGGAAGAUAAUAACGACGGCUCACAGAAGAUCUCUGGGAAUGCUUUGAAAGAUCUCUACAAGUCAUUUGUGGCAGAGUACCCAAUUGUUUCAAUUGAGGAUCCUUUUGACCAGGAUGACUGGGAGCACUAUGGUAAGAUGACCGGUGAAAUUGGUGCCAAUGUACAAAUUGUUGGUGAUGAUCUCUUAGUUACCAACCCCAAGAGGGUUCAGAAGGCAAUUGAUUCAAAAGCAUGCAAUGCUCUUCUGCUCAAGGUCAACCAAAUUGGAUCUGUGACUGAGAGUAUCGAAGCCGUGAGGAUGUCCAAAAAGGCUGGAUGGGGUGUCAUGACCAGCCACCGAAGUGGAGAGACUGAGGAUACCUUCAUUGCUGAUCUUGCUGUUGGUUUGGCAACGGGCCAAAUUAAGACAGGAGCUCCAUGCAGGUCAGAGCGUCUCGCUAAGUAUAACCAGCUCUUGAGAAUUGAGGAGGAGCUUGGUGCUGAAGCAGUGUAUGCUGGAACAAACUUCCGUACCCCUGUUGAGCCCUACUAAAGCUUUGAAAUUGGAACAAGCGGAUAUCAAACCUGAGUUUGAGCGAUGAGAUUUGGCUGCGGGGUUUUGGUUAAUAAAUUAUAGUUAGAAUACUAGUCUUGUUUUAAAAGACUUGAUGGCAAUAAUUUUGACCUCCAAUUGAUGGGGCCGAUAAGUGCUGCCCUGGAUUUUUUAAGUUGUUCUUUUUAAUGAUAUUUAGCUUUGAUGCUUGCAGCCUAAUUUCAGUUUCACUUCUAAUUUUCAUCAAAUAUUUAACAACACUUUUGUUUGCUACGUUAAAUUAUUUUUUU
Cicer arietinum (chickpea) is the source of this 1786-nucleotide messenger RNA. The record is from RefSeq and is a predicted model, not a curated record. NCBI's taxonomy places the organism in Eukaryota, Viridiplantae, Streptophyta, Magnoliopsida, Fabales, Fabaceae.